AUGCGACUGUUCUUCAAGCUCUUCGCCGUCUUGGCCAUCAUGGCUGCUCUGUCGGCCACAAAUGUGCCGUCGCUAGUUGGUGUAUGGGGGAGGACGCCGGGGAGAGCCCCACCUUCGCCGAGGUCGUCCCCGCGUAGGAGUUCCGCGAAACCGACUCGUCCCAGGCCACCGCCUCCGCCACCGGCGCAGAAGGGCAGAGUGAGGCCACUGCGUUCACCGCCCCCGCCUCCACCACCACCACCACCACCGCCAUCACCAUAUCGCCAACGAGGCGUCCGCUCUCCUGCACUACCACUACCGUGCCACUAG
Molecule: messenger RNA, 309 nt
Organism: Triticum turgidum subsp. durum (durum wheat)
Lineage: Eukaryota; Viridiplantae; Streptophyta; Magnoliopsida; Poales; Poaceae
Source: the annotation of a GenBank genome assembly